Ectocarpus siliculosus is the source of this 2510-nucleotide messenger RNA. The record is from the annotation of a GenBank genome assembly. Lineage: Eukaryota; Phaeophyceae; Ectocarpales; Ectocarpaceae.
AUGUGGCGGGGGCGAGGGCUGGGGGGGGAGAGACUUGUACACGGUAAAGCCAGCAAGAAGGACGACUCUGGCAGCGGGGUUCAACCCUUCGAGGUGGAGCUCCUGAGCGAUGUCGAAGGCGCUUCAGAGAAAAGAAGGCCGGGUCCUGAGAUGGAUGAAGCUUAUGGAGCUUUGUCAACCUCGGAAAACGACAAGUGGAUGCGGAACAUCUGGGCGGUGCAAAACAGAGCCGUCGUGAUGAGCUACUUUUGCGUCGGAUUCGCGAUUCGGUUCCUGACCACGCCGAUCUCCUACUACAUGGUCAACGUCAUAGGGGCUUCGCCGGGGCAGCAGAACAUCAUGUUGACGUUGGCCCAGCUCCCUUGGAGCUUCAAGCUGGUGUACGGGUUUAUAUCGGACAACUUCCCCAUCGGGGGCAUGCGGAGAAAGCCUUACUUCAUCAUGGGCUGGCUGGUGUACGUCUUGACCAAUCUCUACGUUGCCACCAAGGAGGUGCCAAGUAUCCAGCUCCUGGCGGUGGGGUCGCUGAUUAUGUCGAUGGGGUUUAUGCUGUCGGACGUGACGACUGACGCCAUCUUGGUUGAGCGGUCCAAGCACGAGCCUGCCGAAACCAGGGGAAGCAUGCAGGCCAUCGGCUACAGCGUCCGCUUCGUGGGCAGCCUGUUGGGAAGUACGAUGGGCCUGCUGCUGUACAACAAGGACGAAUGGGGGUGGGGCUUGUCGAUCCAGCAGCUCUUCUUCUUGAACGCCAUCUUCCCUGUGUUGUUCAUGGGGCCAUGGGUGUGGUCGCUGAGGGAGACGGCCGUGGUGACGGACGGCAACGUCCCCAUCGAGCAGCGGCUGCGGCAGCAGUGCACGGAAGUGUUCCGAGCGUUGGAGCAGAAAGCGGUGUACGGGCCGAUGGGGUUGAUCUUCAUUUACAACCUACUCCAGGUGCCCAACGCUGCGUGGAGGUCAUUCCUCGUCAUUGGGCUGUCUUUCUCCAACUUCGAGCUCGGUGUUCUUGGCGUGAUCGGUUCCCUCAUGGCGAGCUUGGGGCUGCUGGCGUACAAAAAAUGGUUCUUCCACUCAAGCUGGCGGAAGCUGUACGUUUGGACGACGUUGAUCGUCUCGUUCUUCAGCGCUUUCCAGAUUCUGCUCAUCUUGAGGGUGAACAAGAUGUUUGGCAUCGGUGACCUGGUCUUCUCCGUAGGGGACGACUGCAUCGCCGACUUCGUUUCGAGCAUACAAUUUCUUCCCGUGGUUCAGAUGUAUAUUGCGAUGUGCCCCGAUGGUGCGGAAGGCACGACCUACGCCAUUUUGACGACCAUGUCGAAUGUGUCGUUGGCUGCGGCUUUCACCCUCGGGACCUUGUUCACCGGCAUCUGGGACGUGAGCAACGAGGCUUUCGGCCGCGGCGACUUCAGCGGUAUGUGGAAGCUGACUCUCUUCACGAGCUUGAUUCAGCCGCUGCCGCUGUUAUUGAUCAGACGACUCCCGGCAAGCCAGUCGGAGCAGCAGGCCCUUCAGAAGACCGGCCUAAGGAACCGAUAUGGAGGUUAUGUGCUACUCACUGUGCUGUUCGGGAGCCUGUUUGGGACGGUGGUGGUCUCGAUCAAGAGUCUCAGCGCUUGAGCGACAGAACUGGACACGCAGACACAGUAGGGCGUGUCUGUCUUCCCUUAUUUACCCGGGAAGGAUAUGGGUUUCCCAGGCAGUGGAACUGAUGUUGCGGUGCCCCCUUUUUGACGGACGGGGGCACCUUUUGUGUAACCUGGUAUAGAUUUUAUUUUUGUCAAAUUUAGUACGUACACUCUUCUCUCUCUGUUCACGUUAAUGAGUCGUAUUUAUGAGCGCAUGCCGGAGCCUUGUUUCGAAGAGCUGGUGCUCGGUGUGCCGGACCUACCUGUUUAUGACUUGGAAGGCGUGUGUGUGGGCCUGUUGGCGUUGCCAACGAGUACGUUUUAGGACGCUGCUGUGUUUUCAUCUGGUUCACUCGAGGCAUGCGCAGGAGCUUGGUGAAGGCAAAGGCAUACCCUUAACGCCCCCGGCUUUGUCCUACUCCCUCAGAAAUGAUCAACGAAGCGUGUUGUAUCCAGUUGGUCUCGGAGGCUUUUACUUUUGGGCCAGGAAGCAAGUCGGCCGGAAAAAGUCAAUGUGUUCUCACGUGUGUUGUCACCAUGGUGCUUGUGGUGCCUUUGCUUGCUUUGCUAUGUUUGGUAUGAAAUGGGGACUGAAGAGAUUGAUGUUACCCUGUAAAGGGUUUCGCUCAGGAGUGUACGCUAUGCCUGCGGUGUUUGCUUGGAUGUAUGACUUAAACGUCUCGUGACGUCGUUGUAUGUGGGCGGGGGUACGAUUUUUGCACAGCCAUACCCCUCCCUCCCCUCACUGCCUUUGCAGCCAUUCCUGGCAAGGCCGUCCGACCCUGGUUUUGGAGACAAAGCCAAGACUUAGCGUUUUGGUCAUGAGUACAGGCACAAACGUUGGUCAUGGGCUUUAUUCGGCUUCAAAAAUCUCUCUUUUCUCCCUGC